Messenger RNA from Penaeus monodon (black tiger shrimp), 2988 nucleotides. RefSeq names its product ankyrin-3-like. Bases 227 to 2608 code for a protein of 793 amino acids. Lineage: Eukaryota; Metazoa; Arthropoda; Malacostraca; Decapoda; Penaeidae. Gene Ontology annotation, biological process: protein deubiquitination. The transcript is spliced from 18 exons. Gene Ontology annotation, molecular function: cysteine-type deubiquitinase activity; protein binding. The record is from RefSeq and is a predicted model, not a curated record.
ACAGCCUCCUCCCUCCUUCCUGCAGGCGACCCGCGGAGCAGGGGACGCAGGGGCCGCCCCCGGGAGUGCUGCUGCUCAGCCGCGAAGGGCCGCUCAGGAGCCCGGCCGGGGACGAGGAACACAGGAGUUGGACAAGAAGCUCCUGAAGGCGGCGAGCGACGGGGACCUCGAGGGAGUGAAGAUCUGGCUGGACGAAGGAGCCGACGUAGAGGCGGCUAGCUCAGCGAUGGGCGAGGAGAAAGGGCUCCGUCCGCUCCACCUGGCGGCGUGGGCGGGGCACGUGGGCGUCGUCCGUGAGCUUCUUCGCCGUGGCGCCGAUUUCAAAGCAAGGGGCCGAGACGGAUACUCCGCCAUCCACUAUGCUGCCAGAGGAGGCUUCGUCGAGGUGUUGAAGAUCCUUCACGAGAAUAAGUGCAACAUGAAAGCCAAAACAGACAAUGGGCAGACGCUCCUUCACGUGGCAGCUGACAACGGUAACCUAAAGGCCUUCGAGUGGAUAAUAGAAAAUACAAAUAUUGACCUCGACGCCAAGACCCAUGAUAAGAGCACUGCUUUGGAAUUGGCCCAGAAAGCGAGGCAGAAGAGCAUAGUCACUUACCUGCUGAAGACUCCUGCUCUAGAUGCAUUCCAAAAAAAAGAUUUGAGGAAAGUCAGAGAACUGAUUGCCGGAGGCUUCGACGCGAACGCUGUGUUUCAGGACAAGAAAAACAAAGAGUGCCGGCCCCUUCACCUCGCAGCUGAUGGAGGACAUGUGGAAAUUGUGAAAAUUCUCCUUCAGUCGGGAGCUGAUAAAGAGGCAAAGAAUUACGAAGGCAUGACGCCGCUCCACCUGGCGUCCUGGGGAGGACACGCAGAGGUCAUCGAGGUCCUGCUUCAAAAAGGCGCAAAUGGGAAUGCAAGGACCGACGAAGGCAUGACGGCAAUCCACCUGGCGAGUAUGGGCGGCCACGUGUCCUCGAUGGAGGCGUUGGCGGCCGCGUGUGACAUCCUUUUAGUCACUCGCGAUGGGAAGUCGGCGCUCCACCUGGCGGCCGAGUACGGAAACUUAGGCGCUGUCCAGUGGCUGCAUCUGCAAGGGCUUGCCACUUCUUUAAAAGAUCAAUCAGGCCAGACUCCUCUCCAAUACGCGAAGGACGAGGGACACAAGAAGGUGGUGGAUUUCCUAAAACGUCAUGACGAACAGACCCUCAACCGCAAUGGCAUAGAGUUGCACAAGGCCGUUGCAGCAGGAAGUUUGGUCGAAGUGAGAAGGAUCUUAGACCUCGGCGCGAACCUGAACCUCCAAAGCGUCGUAGACGGGGAAGAUGGUCGCCAAGCCCUUCACACAGCCGCUCUCUUUGGCCAUACGGGAAUUCUACGGGAACUGCUGCAGAAGGGAGCUGACAAAGACGGGAGGGACGGUCGGGGCAACACUGUAGUGCACUAUGCGGCCCUUCACGAAGACCCCCACUUGCUGCGCAACUUACACCUGGAAAACAUAGAUGUGGCAUCUGCCGUGAACUUCAGUGGUGAAACCGCUCUUCAUAUCGCCGCCUCUGAGGGAAACCUGAGAGUUCUCGAAUGGCUCUUGCAGAAGGGCGUCAACGUGAACCAUAAGAAUGCCGUGGGUAUGACAGCCGAAGAGGUGGCCGCCUCGAAGCGCCAGUAUCGCGCUGCUGAAAUUCUGUCAAAAAAAAUUGUAAAGAAUGACAAAGCAGAGGGACUUAAGAGCCUUGGUAAUACAUGCUACAUGAACACUAUCCUGCAGUGCCUCUUCCACAUCAAAGAAGUUACGUCUCUCUUCGUAGAUGAUAAAUACAAGCAAGAAUUGGUUGGACCAAGGAUCCAGGCCAAAGUCACGGAAUCUUUCGCCGCUGUGGUAAAAGCUCUCACUUAUGGGGGGAAUUAUGAAGGCGUUUUGAGAGAUUUCAAGAGUUCAGUGUGCGGGUACGACCCUCUCUUCGUCGGAAACGACCAACGCGAUGCACACGACUUUCUGUCCACCUUCCUCUUUGCCGCGAGGAAGGAAUUCAAAAAUCAAGAUAAUUCUCCCUUCAGUGACCUAUUUUUCGGUAAGGAGCAGGCUGUGAUUAAAUGCGUGAAAUGCAAAAAAGAUGUUUUGCAAAAAGAUGAAAUAUUCUCUUCGUUGACGCUCACAGUCCAGCCAGACCAACACAGAAUCCAGUUACAGAACUUGAUUGCCAGCGCUUACGACGAACAACGGAUUACGUGGGAUUGCAAGAAAUGCAACAGCAAAUUAUGUACAAGGAAGGUUUCUAUCGAGGUUUUCCCAAAGAUUCUUAUAAUACACUUCAAUAGGUAUUCACCGAACAGCAAAAGCAUCCACAAAGCGCCAAUACACUAUCCAGUUAAACUCACAGACAUGAAGAAUUAUUUGUCCAAGACAUCCCGCAGCGGCACCCCCAGCUACCAGCUGCGCUCCGUGGCCUGCCAUCGUGGCUCCAUGACCGGCGGCCACUACACCGCCAUCUGCAGCAAGGACGACAGAUGGUCCAGGUUCAGUGACGAGCAGGUGGUGCCCGUCCAGUCUCCGCAGGCCCAGGAGGCGCACAUCCUCUUCUACGAGGUGGAUGCAGGGAGAAGUCUCUGGACGAACUGGUUCCGUUAAUGUGAAACACUCACACUCAUAAUCGCACACAUACGCGUAACACGCACACACACUUAAACAUAUAUAUAUAUAUAUAUAUAUAUAUAUAUAUAUAUAUAUAUAUAUAUAUAUAUAUAUAUAUAUGUGUGUGUGUGUGUGUGUGUGUGUGUGUGUGUGUGUGUGUGUGUGUGUGUGUGUGUGUGUGUGUGUGUGUAUCCAACACAGUGCCUUAGAAAGUGGGCGUAACUAUGUUAUUUUUAUAAGUUAAGUCUCCAAAAAUUUGGUUUUAAUAUAUUAUGCUAGAAAUAGAGAUGAUAAUUGUUUUUAAAAUGUGGGUAAUUAAUGAUACAUAAAUUGGAUUCAAUUGCAGAUUGUUUCUAUGAAUAAAGUGUGAGUAAGUG